UCUUUCCUCCUCUGUCUCACUCUCCUUUCUGCUCGCAGGCUGUUCAGAGUCCGUGUGGAGUACGUGGAAACCAAUAGGAUGACGGUUCCGUAAUAGAUGCAAAUGAUCCAGAAAAGACACUGGGAAAUAUGAACAAACUCAUUUGCUCCGAAGUAAAUCACGGAAAACUGUUUAUGAACUGGCACCUCUCCUUGGAAAUGUAAAGCGAGAACUCUUUUUAAGUGCCGAUUUUUUUUUUAGGGGGGGCUGAAGAAGAAGGAGGGGGGAAAGAAGAAAAAGGAGAAGAGCGAGAGAGAAAGACAGAGCGAGAGAGAGAAAGAGAGAAAGGAAUAAUAAUAAUAAUAACAAUCACAACAACAACAGCAACAACAACAACAGCAACAACAAUAAAAAAGGGGAAUCCGAUACCAUGUACUGUGGCAAAGAGUUUUGAUUCAAUCCUCGGGAUUUUUCCCCCCCUUCUUCCUUUCUUUUAAUCUAUGUAUAUCUGUAUGUAUCCCUGGAAACCACAAAGACUCGUGGGUUAGCAUCUCAUCGCUUCCAUCUGAUUCCGUGGCUAAAUAUCCUGUGGCUUUUUGAUAGACCCUCACCUUGUUACCUGCCUCUUUACCUAUUUAAAACAAGCUAUUUAUAUGACAAUGAGCUCCUAUUUCGUCAACUCCCUCUUCUCCAAGUACAAAACCGGGGACUCCUUGCGCCCCAACUUCUACGACUGUGGCUUCGCCCAGGAGCUCGGAGGGAGACCGACGGUGGUGUACGGGCCGAGCACCGGGGGCACCUUCCAGCACCCCACCCAGAUCCAGGAGUUCUACCACGGAGCAUCGUCUCUCUCCAGCUCCCCUUACCAACAGAAUCCCUGCGCCGUAGCGUGCCACGGGGACCCCAGCAACUUCUACGGCUAUGACCCGUUGCAGAGACAAAGCAUCUUCAGCGCCCAGGAGUCCGACCUGGUGCAGUAUCCCGACUGCAAGCUCGCCUCCGCCGGCCUGGGAGAAGAGGCGGACAACUCGGAGCAGAGCCCGUCUCCCACGCAGCUCUUCCCGUGGAUGAGACCGCAAGCAGCCGCCGGACGGAGGAGAGGCAGGCAGACGUACAGCCGCUACCAGACCCUGGAGCUGGAGAAGGAAUUCCUUUUUAAUCCUUACCUGACCCGCAAGCGGAGGAUCGAGGUGUCGCACGCUCUGGGACUAACCGAGAGGCAGGUGAAGAUCUGGUUUCAGAACAGGAGGAUGAAGUGGAAAAAGGAGAACAACAAGGAUAAGUUCCCCAGCAGCAAAUGCGAACAGGAGGAGCUGGAGAAACAGAAAAUGGAACGGGCGCAGGACGCGGAGGAGGCCGGAGAAACACAGACGGGGGACAAGAAGUAGGAGCUGGAAGAGUGGACAGGCAAGCCGCAGGAAAAAAAGAGAAAGAAAUAAAGGAAAAGCCCCAACCUUUCCUCCUUCCAUUAAUGCCAGUUAAUCUGGAAGCGGCGGAAGAAAGGAGUUACAAUAAAGUUUACAAGCCACAAUU
Podarcis raffonei (Aeolian wall lizard) is the source of this 1512-nucleotide messenger RNA. It is a transcript of the gene HOXB8, whose product is annotated as homeobox B8. NCBI's taxonomy places the organism in Eukaryota, Metazoa, Chordata, Lepidosauria, Squamata, Lacertidae. The transcript has 3 exons. Gene Ontology annotation, biological process: regulation of transcription by RNA polymerase II. Gene Ontology annotation, molecular function: DNA-binding transcription factor activity, RNA polymerase II-specific; RNA polymerase II transcription regulatory region sequence-specific DNA binding. Bases 633 to 1367 code for a protein of 244 amino acids. Gene Ontology annotation, cellular component: nucleus. The record is from RefSeq and is a predicted model, not a curated record.